Dovyalis caffra is the source of this 954-nucleotide messenger RNA. Lineage: Eukaryota; Viridiplantae; Streptophyta; Magnoliopsida; Malpighiales; Salicaceae. The record is from the annotation of a GenBank genome assembly.
AUGCCACAAGUGGAUCUUGAAACUCUAGUCUCAGCCUGCGCCGGCGGCUCCUGCGACCGCAAAAUCGCCUGUGAAACCAUCGCCGCCGCCACCACCACCAACACCAACAAUAACCAUUCCCAACCACCUGCACAACCAGACUCCCCUGAUCUCGCCGAAGUACCACCAGAUUUCCCGCCAGAAUCCUUCUGGCUUUCCAAAGAUGCCGAACUCGACUGGUUCAGCACCAACGCUUACUACGAACGCAAAGACUCCACGAAAGGAAGCUCAAACUCCACAAACUUAAACCCGAACAUCAUUCCUAAUCCCAAUCCUAACCCCUCCAAUUCACAGCGUUUCUCUAGCUUACACACAAAAGCGUCCAUCAUUGGCUUACCAAAGACACAGAAAUCAACCUUCGUUGUUGACGCAAAGAAUCGCCGUAACUGUAAACCUGGAAAAACACGAUUGUUUCCUAAACGGUCCAGUUCGACCGGUAAAUCGGAUUCGACGGGUAUGAUUGAACCGUCUUCACCUAAAGUAUCAUGUAUGGGAAGAGUAAGAUCGAAGAAAGAUCGUAACCGUAGAUUGCGGAAACAAAAGCAACAACAACAAGAGCAACGAUCUUUUCAAUCAAUCGGAAAGAAGGAAAGUACUAAAAAGGACAAGAAGCAAAAAACAGGUUUCUUUGCCAGUUUUAAAGCAAUUUUCAGGUCUAAGAGCAAAAAUAAAGAUAUAUCACUGAAGAGUGGCAACGGCACGUCGUUUGGUGGAUCGGUUAGCGAGAGCUAUACGUUUAAGAAAUCGAUGGAUAUUAGGGAUCGGUUGCCGGCGAGUGAUAGAGAGGCACCAGCAAGAAGGAGCGUUGGAAUGGAACCGGUGGCCGGGGAGCCGGUUGUUGGUUUGGGAGGAAUGACGAGGUUUGCUUCCGGGAGGAGAUCGGAGUCGUGGAGCGUUGAAAUUGACGUGGCGUGA